AUGCCAGCGCUGUACAGCCCCGCCCCCUGCUCUGACCCCGCCCCCGGCACUGGUCCUGCCCCCUCCCCUGGCCACACCCCCUCCAUUGGCCACACCCCCUCGCGGCAGCGGCUGGUGCGCAGAGACGGCUCGGGGGACGUGGUGUUCCGUCACGUUCCGGCAGAAUGGCUGCUGCUGGUGACGGACAUCUUCACGACGCUGAUGGAGAUCCGCUGGAGGGUGAUGUUCCUGCUCUUCGCACUCUCCUAUAUUCUGUCCUGGACCUUCUUCGGCGUCCUCUUCUGGGUCGUGGCCAUCGCCAACGGAGACGUCCAGAACCACAACUCUGAGCCCUGCGUCUACGAGGUCAGAAGCUUCACUGCUGCUUUUCUCUUCUCUCUGGAAACACAGACCACCAUCGGAUACGGUUUCCGUGGGAUGUCGGAGAACUGCCUGUCUGCCAUCGUCUUGGUAACGGUGCAGGACGUGAUGAGCUGCUUCAUAGAUACCUUUGUGAUUGGGAUCGUCGUGGCCAAGAUGGCGUCCGCUCGGAAACGUGCUCAGACCGUGGGCUUCAGUCACUGCGCCGUCAUCAACCUGCGUGACGGCGCCCUCUGUCUUUCGUGGCGAGUCGGCGACUUCAGACGCCACCACCUGGUAGAAGGCACCGCCCGAGCCCAGCUGGUCCAUUCCACCGUCCACUCCACCGGCAAGGUGGAGGUCCGUUACACAGACCUGGUGCUACAGCAGUCAGAAUGA
This is a messenger RNA of Knipowitschia caucasica, 738 nucleotides long. The record is from the annotation of a GenBank genome assembly. NCBI's taxonomy places the organism in Eukaryota, Metazoa, Chordata, Actinopteri, Gobiiformes, Gobiidae.